Triticum dicoccoides is the source of this 1923-nucleotide messenger RNA. Its product is annotated as putrescine hydroxycinnamoyltransferase 1-like. Gene Ontology annotation, molecular function: acyltransferase activity, transferring groups other than amino-acyl groups. The transcript is spliced from 5 exons. Bases 1 to 1923 code for a protein of 640 amino acids. Lineage: Eukaryota; Viridiplantae; Streptophyta; Magnoliopsida; Poales; Poaceae. The record is from RefSeq and is a predicted model, not a curated record.
AUGGUGGAGGAGGUGAAGGUGGUGGAGUGCUGCAUGGUGACGCCCAGCGAGGAGACGCCCAGGUGCAGACUCUGGCUCUCCCCGCUUGACCUCAUGAUGGUCAACAGGGGCCACACCCCGAUAGUCUACUUCUACCGCUCCGCCUCAGUCUCCGACGACGGCUUCUUCGAGGUGGCCAGGCUGAAGGCCGCGAUGGCCAAGGCCCUGGUCCCGUUCUGCCCUCUCGCCGGCCGUCUGGGCGUUGAUGGUGAUGGCCGGCCAGAGAUCGACUGCACUGGACAAGGUGCGCGCUUCAUGGUUGCUCGCUCAGAACUCGCCGCCGCCGACUUCAGCGCUCGCCAGCCGUCGCCUGAGCCGAGGAGGCUCUUCGUCCCCAGGGACAUCGACGAUGUCAUACUCGCCGUCCAGGUGACCUUCUUCAAGUGCGGUGGGGUGGCCCUAGGCACCGCGCUGCACCACGUCGCCAUCGACGCCCUAAGCGCGUUCCACUUCUUCCAGACGUGGUCCGCCUUCUCCAGAGACGAGGCCGGCGACGGCGCUGGAGCAGCCGCGACAGCGCUGGAGCUGCCAUGCCACGACCGUACCCUCCUUCGCGCACGCUCCCCGCCACGCGUCGUCAACCCCGACGCUCUCUCCGUGUUCUUGCCCCUCAAAAACGACCCAAACAUACCCGUGCCGGAGCCAUCUGGGCCUGCCGUCAACGAGAUUUUUGUUCUGUCCAACGACCAGGUCACCGCUCUGAAGCGUGCCUGCGGUGGCGCGAGCACGUUCUGCGUGUUGUUCGCCCACGUGUGGCGCUGCCUGUGCGCCGCUCGGCGGCUACCGACGGACGCCGAGACGCGGUUCAGCUUCCCGGCUAACUUCCGGCGCAGCCUAAGGCCGUCGCUCCCGGCACGCUACUUCGGCAACGGGAUAAUCAUGGUGGGCACCGCCUGCAAGGUGCGGGACGUCGUCGCCACGGACGGCUCGAAGGACCAGGCGCCGCUGGCCUCCGUCGCCGGACGGAUCAGGGACGUCGUCCGCGGGCUGGACGACGAGCUGGUGCGCUCCUCGAUUGACUACCUGGAGACGGCGCCAACUAUGCCUGCGGCGUGCAGCAUGCCGGCGACGGAGCUGACUAAACAUUGGAUUAUAAAGAAUGAUGACCUCAAAGACAAAGAGCUUCAAGAACUCGGUUCUGAAACUUUUGGUAAAAUGAUGGAUUCCGAUGCUUCGUCGGGCGAGGAGUAUGGACCAAUGGGGCUUGACCAAAGGAUUCAAGAUGAGUUCUUCAAUUCGUCAGAUUCGAAUGAAGAAGUGGACAUGAUUAUGCUCAUGAGCAUGCAAGAGGAAAUGGACCGGGAGUGGAGGCACACGACGACUACUUCAAGCUCACAAGGGAUUGCUGCGGCAAACUCGGUCAAGCAGAAGUGCACGGCUGCUCUGAGGAUGCUUGCACUUGGUACUAUCGCAGAUGUCACUGGUGAGAUGGUCAGGAUGCGGGAGAGCAUGUGCCUGAAAACUACUGUCAAAUUUGCCUGCGCCGUGCUGGAGGUGUUUGGACCUGAGUAUCUCAGAGAACCAAAUGUGGAGGACACAGAGAAGUUGUUGGCUAUUGGAGAGGCAAUGGGGUUCCCAGAAAUGCUCGGAUCAAUUAAUUGCAUGCAUUGGCAAUGGAAGAAUUGUCCUAAAGGUCUACGGGGAAUGUAUCAAGGUCACACCAGAGAGGCCACCAUCAUACUAAAAGUGGCGGCAUCACAAGACUUAUGGAUUUGGCAUGCUUUCUUUGAAAUGCCGGGUUCUCACAUUGACAUCAACGUGCUUCAACGAUCUCCGGUGUUCAGGAGGCUUUGCAAUGGGGAAUCAACGUCGUGCAACUACACCGUCAACGGCCGAGACUACAACAUGGGGUACUAUCUUGCCAAUGGUAUCUAUCCUCAGUGA